AUGGGAGUCAUGUUCCUGUCACAGACGGCACUGGGAGUCCUGGGAAACUGCGCCUGCCUGGGCCACUUUGUUCUCGCUGACUUAACUGGCAGAAGGGCGAAGCCCACAGAUCUGAUUGUCAAGCACCUGACCUGGACCAACUUCAUGGUUCUGCUGUUUAAAGGAGUCCCUCAGACAAUGGCUGUGUUUGGUCUGAUUUACUUUCUAGAUGAGGUUUCAUGUAUGCUUGUCUUUUAUUUUUAUAGAGUAGUCAGAGGAGUGUCUCUCGGUUCCACGUCUGUCUUGAGUAUCUUUCAGGCCAUCAUGAUUAGCCCCAGCACUUCCAAGUGGGUGCAAUUAAAGGUCAGAGACCCCAAGUUCAUUGGUUCUUCCUUAGGUCUGUGCUGGAGCCUACAAUUUCUGCUAAAUGCCUUUAUUCUUGUGAUUUUGAAACACAUACGGGAGGCAAAAAAUAUGACUGUGCAAAGAGAUUUGGUAUUUUGUGCUAUUGUAGAUCCUGAUAAUAUGUACCACCCAAUGUAUGCUUUUCUGCUGACAUUUAUUGAUGUCACUUGUGUGGGACUCAUGUUGUGGGCUAGUGGCUCUAUGGUGUGCAUGCUAUGGAAGCAUAAACAGAGGGUCCAACACCUUCACACACCACGGUCUCCUCAGUCAUUGCCUGAGAUCAGAGCCACCAAGAGCAUCCUUGCCCUAGUUACCAUCUUUCUCCUGUUAUAUCUGACCUCUUCCAUUUUAACUGUAAAUUUUCAUUUCUUUGAUCUAACCACUGUCUGGAUGCUUAAUGCCAAAGUAGCAAUAUCUGCAUGUUACCCAGCCUUCUACCCCUUUCUGCUCCUCAGCCACUACAGCACUGCUUCGAAGCUCUGCUGCACUUGCUCAUAUGAGUCUCCACCAGGACCUCAUAUAGUCAAAGAGCUCUAA
Molecule: messenger RNA, 921 nt
Organism: Jaculus jaculus (lesser Egyptian jerboa)
Lineage: Eukaryota; Metazoa; Chordata; Mammalia; Rodentia; Dipodidae
Product: vomeronasal type-1 receptor 4-like
Exons: 1
Coding region: 1-921 (306 amino acids)
Biological process (GO): G protein-coupled receptor signaling pathway
Cellular component (GO): membrane
Molecular function (GO): pheromone receptor activity
Source: RefSeq, a predicted model, not a curated record